This is a messenger RNA of Bursaphelenchus okinawaensis, 1132 nucleotides long. Lineage: Eukaryota; Metazoa; Nematoda; Chromadorea; Rhabditida; Aphelenchoididae. The record is from the annotation of a GenBank genome assembly.
AUGCUCCUCAGGCAAUGUCUUUUAUCUUUACUAUGUUUUCAAGGCUACGCAUUCCCACUAAAAGCUUUAGAAUUGUUUGAGGUGGAUGACAACGACUCCAGAACAGCGUUUAGGCUUAAAAAUGAAGCAGAUAGUGGGAGAGUGGUUACCUUAUUCUGCCGUAAUCGGUGUUUGAAGCUCAGAACGCAGGUAAUAUCAAUUUUUUUGAAUUUUUAACAGUAAAUUAAAAAUGUAAAACUAAUGAUUUAGUCAGCAAAGAUUGUGCGACAGCAUAACGAACAGUACGUGAACAGUUCUGAUGACCGUCUGUACUUCCAAUUCUUCGUGUAUAAGAAACCGAUUGGACUAGAAACAGUAGACAUGACGAUGAGAAAGAAACAGUUCGGACUGUUCUAUCUAGUCGGAGGCAAGACGUUUGUCUACAAGGAAGACAUUGGGAACGAAGUAAGGUUACCUUUAUCUUAACUAUCAAAGCCUAGAAAACGGUCUCCAAGUGGAUCAAAUUCUUCGAGAAUCCAGAUGUGGAAAGACCUUCAGAUUAUGUUGAACUUGAUGCUCUACUCAAUGGAGCUGAUCGCUGUGACGAACCCGAAAAGAAGUUUAUAGUUAUGGUACAAGACGAGAAAAAGUGUAUGGAUGUUCACAUAGUCAACCUGGCUAGAGGAUUGAAGAGCAACGCCAACAUUACCGUAGUCGAGUUGAAGAGGCCUCUGUCACAAGAAAUGGAAGCCGUUCUCAAAUGGAGAAUGCCUUUUCUCUCAGAUUCUUGCAAAAUGAUCGUAUACCUUAACAGUCAGACCUACUAUGAGAUGGACUCUACUGUACAGCCAAGUUUGGUAAGUUCAUUACGCCGUAUCUUUACAACACAUACUGAAAUGGACGAUCCAAGAAGCCAAUAUGAUUAUUUUAGCUACACACUUCUAUCCUUGAAUGGAAAGCUGACUGUAACCAGACUUCAGAACUUAAUAGGAUACGGUCGAAGCUGACAGAGAUUCAAUUAGAAUAUCUAAGCGAAGAGAGAUCGGUUCAGAAGAUCCAAGAGAAUCAAGUUUAUGUUGUAGUAGGUGCUAUUGGAGGUAUCGCUGUGAUAGCAUUAGCCAUUAGUAUCUUCUGGGGCCUCCAAUCAGCAUAA